Molecule: messenger RNA, 384 nt
Organism: Trichoderma virens Gv29-8
Lineage: Eukaryota; Fungi; Ascomycota; Sordariomycetes; Hypocreales; Hypocreaceae
Exons: 2
Biological process (GO): regulation of transcription by RNA polymerase II
Cellular component (GO): nucleus
Molecular function (GO): DNA-binding transcription factor activity, RNA polymerase II-specific; RNA polymerase II cis-regulatory region sequence-specific DNA binding
Source: RefSeq, a predicted model, not a curated record
AAGCAGUCGCUUGAUCAACACAUGAGAGUGCACACGGGCGAAAAGCCUUGGAAAUGCAAGUUCCCGGGAUGCUCGCAUGCCUUCAAGCAGCAGAGCGCACUUACCAUGCACGAGCGUACACAUACUGGGUACAAGCCUUUGACGUGUGAUAUAUGUGGAAAGUCGUUUGGAGAGUCUUCAAAUCUUUCCAAACACCGCCGAACUCACAACGCGAGGGGCGGCCACUCUUGUCCCUUGUGCAACAAGGACUUUAAUCGUCUAGAUCAGUUAAGACGCCAUUUACACAGUAACCACAAAUGCAAGCCGGAAGAGGCCGACUCAAUAGCCAAGUCGGUUAGGCUUCAGUCAGGCAAGGGAGCGAGACAAAGCAUUGGUCGUGUCUGA